CGCCUUCAAAGCCUUGAACCAUCUUGGGCAUGGUCUCCGGGGCCGUGUGCAGGUCACUUUUGUCUCUGAUUUGGGGACGGAAGAGGCUGGGAUCGACGGCGGGGGAGUCUUUAAGGAGUUCAUGGACGCCUUGACCAAACGCGCCUUUGACCCUCAGUAUGCUCUCUUCCGCGUCACCCCUGACCAUUUGCUCUACCCCAAUCCUCUCUCGGGACUGGCAGUCGGACCGGAUCAUUUGCAACAUUUUGCCUUUCUGGGUAAAGUCUUGGCGAAAGCCUUGUACGAAUCCAUCUUGGUGGAGCCACAGUUCGCCAUAUUUUUCCUGCAGCGGCUGGGAGGGAAGCUGAACGAGACGGACGACUUGUUCAGCCGCGACCCCGAGCUGUACCGGCAUUUGAUGUCCUUGAAAAGGCUGGCACGGGAAGGAGAGGGGGUCGGCGCGGGUGUGCGGGAUUUGU
Nannochloropsis gaditana CCMP526 is the source of this 458-nucleotide messenger RNA. RefSeq lists its product as uncharacterized. Gene Ontology annotation, molecular function: ubiquitin protein ligase activity. The transcript has a single exon. The annotation marks the transcript as partial. The record is from RefSeq and is a predicted model, not a curated record. Gene Ontology annotation, biological process: protein polyubiquitination; ubiquitin-dependent protein catabolic process.